UAUAUGAAAAUAAAUAACUUCGUAAAGUCAAGCUAUAAAAAGGUCAUCAAAAUAAAUUUAAUUGCGCAUAUGGUGAAAACUCCGCUAGGUGUAAAGAUGAAAUUAUUCACAAUCGUUUUGCUUAUUGCAUUCGCCGUGGUCUUCGUGGAAGCACGAAAUCUGCAGGCGCCAACAAAGUUUGUAGGAUAUGAUUUUAAAAAACCGAAUGGAUUCGGAAAACUUCCAGUGGGUGGAACUUCAAAACACUUUGGAGGUAAUAAUAAAGUUCGCCAAGUGCAAGACGCUCCAGAACAUGGCGGACAUCCACUGUCACCAAGAAAACCAGCUGCUUCAUCGUCAACUGCCGCACCGUCAACUGCCACACCCGCAAUUAUUACUAGGGCCUCACCAUCAGCCGGUUCCAGCUCAACUGCAGAACCUACAGUUGCCUUUUCCGCACUCGCGCAAUGGUGUUACGAACAGGCUUUGACUGAUUUAUGCAGGUAUUUGGUCGGAUAAUUCUUUCGAAGUUAUGUGUAGGAGCGCUUUAUUAGCUUUUAAAGUGUGUGGAGUAUUUUAAAUAAACUAUAGUAUUAGUUUGGUCCCCUUGUGGGAAUAUGCAAGUAUUUUUCUCCAUGUCAUAUGAAAUAUUUUAAUAUAUUUAUUGGUUGGCUGU
Molecule: messenger RNA, 655 nt
Organism: Rhagoletis zephyria (snowberry fruit fly)
Lineage: Eukaryota; Metazoa; Arthropoda; Insecta; Diptera; Tephritidae
Source: RefSeq, a predicted model, not a curated record